Messenger RNA from Penicillium pulvis, 1068 nucleotides. RefSeq lists its product as uncharacterized. The transcript is spliced from 6 exons. The record is from RefSeq and is a predicted model, not a curated record. NCBI's taxonomy places the organism in Eukaryota, Fungi, Ascomycota, Eurotiomycetes, Eurotiales, Aspergillaceae. Bases 1 to 1068 code for a protein of 355 amino acids.
AUGUCGACAAACGAGCUAUCCAUUUCUUUUGUACCUGCGAGCCAGGUACUGACUGCUGCCAUAGUCCUGCCGUGCGUGGGUGCCGCGAGCGUUUUCACGCGGAUUUAUCUUCGAUGGUGGCAUGAGAGAUCAGUCAAGACAGAUGAUUGGUUGAUUGUGGCGGCAUUAGUGUUUGUACUAGGAAUGGGCAUUGCUCAAAUAUAUGGUACGGGUCCACCUCUUCCCUUUGAUUGGUACAUCAUCUUGCUCAAACAUUCUGAUGCAUUUGUGAACUUAGGUAAUUCCGCAAUGGCGGAGUUGACCGAGCUUUCAGAUGCUCAAAGGACAGUGGAACUGGUGGACUGGAUCACCUGGGUGUUAAUGACCCCAGCUAACGGGCUGAUCAAACUCAGCUCAGUCUAUCUCUACCGACGCAUCUUCGUGACUGGCCAAGAGAAAUUGUUUGAUAUUUUGAGCUGGACAUUGAUUGUCGUUUGCGCCCUCUGGACGGUAGCCUUCUUCUUCGCGACCAUCUUUGGCUGCGGGCGACAUUUCGACUAUCCGUGGGGGCCGUUGGUGGCGAUUAGUAGCUGCAAUACCAACAUCCGCUUGGAAGGAUUAAUGAUCUCUGAUUUGAUCACAGAUCUUCUUGUCUGGAUACUCCCAGUGCCAAUGAUUUGGAGAACGCAGAUGAAGGUUGGACGCAAGGUCGCAGCAACAGGGGUCCUGUUGCUCGCUACCAUAUCACUUGCAGCAGCCAUCGUUAGACUGAUGGUCCAAGAACAAAUUACCAAUGGUGGAGACUUUGACAAUACUGUUGUAUUGGAGUAUGCUAGAAUCAGGGCUUGCAUUAAUCGCGUCUUGUUUGCCAACCAUGCGACUCCACACGGCCUUGACCUCAGUGGUUUCUGUUAUUUCACUUCGAUCGUGGUAUCCGUCUCAGAAAACGGCCUCAUCGUUACCUUAUUGGCAUGGGGGAGGCCCUCCUGGGAGCUACCAGCGCAAGCAGAUGCAUUCGGACUCUCUGGACUCCUCAUUAUAUCAGAAGAAGAGUCGAUCUUCUCAGUCACUUCCCCUGAUUCAACUUGA